AUGUCGUCCAGCGUACCCGAGUACGAAUCCUACGAUCUCAUCGACAGGUAUCACCUCCACCGCUACCCAGCCCCAGAGCCGCCAACGUCGAAAAAUUGUGGCGUCCCAACGAUCGGAGGAAUUACCACCACCUAUCACACCAGAGUUUCCUAUGGGGGACAUCCGCAACCCCCACCUUACCACUAUGCUCUUCCCAGUGAGGGAGCACCAAACUACCAGAUCUAUGCCACCGACUACUGUGCCGAGGGUCCACCGCAGCAAAUCCGAACAGCCGUUCCCAAUCCCGACUACUACCGAAUGUUUAACUCCUGGUUUGCCUACAGUGGGGAAGGAGUCGGACCGCCACCAUUUAUCAAGCCCGCUUAUGGAAGUCCCAUGCGACCUAACCCCGAUAUGGUCGGGCGUGCUCCAUCCAACGUCAACGCCGCGGCCCGCAAUGCCCACUACGCCAAGCAGUCCAGACAUGUUUCCGCGGAACCAUCACAGUUAUACGCUCAUCGAUACCAAUACUAGGU
This is a messenger RNA of Strongylus vulgaris, 515 nucleotides long. The record is from the annotation of a GenBank genome assembly. Lineage: Eukaryota; Metazoa; Nematoda; Chromadorea; Rhabditida; Strongylidae.